AAUGUACCUUGGUUUGCAACGUGGCGACAUAGACGUCAAGGAAUUAUACAGAAUCUUGAUCUUUCCUAUUUCAUCAAAUUGGUGAUUUGAAACAUCAGACAGUUUGUAAUCGGGAAAGAGAUGGAUGAUCCCUCAGAAGACAGUCGGCCAGGUCAGCCGGGUGUUGUCAAAAAGAUUUUUAUAACAAUAUCCCAGAGAUACCAAACAUUUCUUGACACAACAGUUCCACAUCUUGCGCUACGAUGGAUUUCAACUCUGGUUAUGAUACUGCUGUUUCUCGUCAGGGUACUUUAUCUUCAGGGCUGGUACAUAGUCACAUAUGCUCUUGGUAUUUACCACCUUAACCUGUUUAUCGCAUUCUUGACACCUAAAAUUGAUCCAGCUUUAGAAGAAUUAGGUGAGGAGGACCUAGAAGAAGAUGGGCCUGAACUUCCUACUAAAGCUGAUCAGGAGUUCAGACCUUUUAUCAGAAGGUUACCAGAGUUUAAAUUUUGGUAUGGAGCAACAAGAGCUGUUGUUAUUGCCAUAGCAUGUACAUUUUUUGAAUUUUUUAACAUCCCUGUGUUCUGGCCCAUCUUAGUCAUGUACUUUAUUGUACUUUUUAUCAUCACAAUGAAGAGACAAAUUAAGCAUAUGAUACGGUACCGAUAUCUACCAUUUACUUAUGGAAAACAGAAAUACAAAGGCAAAGAUGAGUCAAGUGAUGUGAUGAAAUCAUAAGGUUAAAGGACAAAAAGUUAUUGUUGCAAAGUUGUACAGUAGAAUUUUUAGUUAUGGCUAACAGGAUGUGUACAUCUGAGUUGAUAAAAAUGCAACCUCAGAACCUCAUCUUUCAUCAUCUG
Pocillopora verrucosa is the source of this 842-nucleotide messenger RNA. Its product is annotated as protein RER1-like. NCBI's taxonomy places the organism in Eukaryota, Metazoa, Cnidaria, Anthozoa, Scleractinia, Pocilloporidae. The record is from RefSeq and is a predicted model, not a curated record. Gene Ontology annotation, biological process: protein retention in ER lumen; retrograde vesicle-mediated transport, Golgi to endoplasmic reticulum. Gene Ontology annotation, cellular component: Golgi membrane.